Messenger RNA from Aspergillus steynii IBT 23096, 878 nucleotides. Its product is annotated as acylphosphatase. Gene Ontology annotation, molecular function: acylphosphatase activity. NCBI's taxonomy places the organism in Eukaryota, Fungi, Ascomycota, Eurotiomycetes, Eurotiales, Aspergillaceae. The transcript is spliced from 5 exons. The coding region runs from base 102 to 488 and encodes 128 amino acids. The record is from RefSeq and is a predicted model, not a curated record.
GCGAUGACUAAGGCCAUACCACGGUCGCUGAUUGGUGCCUGGUGUGCCUGAGCCGCUUAUCCGCAUCGGGCAAGGACGCCUGCUGAGUCAGCCAUUGCAUCAUGAGCAUCUACUUCAUCUGCAUCUUCAAGCUCACAUCCUCCAUCUGCUAUAGGAGACACAUUCUAGUAGAGGUCAAUAUGGCACAGAAAAGAAUUGCAUUCAAGGUGCAUGGCACUGUACAAGGCGUUGGAUUCCGCGACUUCACACAAAAGCGCGCCACCGAAUUCGACCUAAAAGGCUGGGUCAAGAAUACCAUCUGCGGAAGGGUCGAAGGAGAAGCGCAAGGACCCGACUCAGCCAUCCAGAAUCUGGUUAAAGAAAUCAACAACGGGCCGCGUCUAGCGCACGUCGUCAAGGUGGAGAAGAAAGAGAUUGCCACGCAAGAAGGGGAGAGCCAGUUCGGGGUCAAGCGGACUUCCGAGUCGGCGUUUGAUGCGACGGUUUGAGCGGUUUUGUUUUCUUCAGUCGGCGAUUGGUCGGAUGGUUGUACCUAGUCAUUUACGUGGGGAUUUACGAUACCUACCUAGGAUAUGGAUAUGAUAAUGACACAUAAGUAAAUCGGAGAGGGUUUGAGCAGAACGUGAUCGGUGAGGAGGUCGGGUUAGAUUGCUUUGGGCUAUGAAUUAGGUGAAUUCUUGGUGGAUGUCGAGGUUUUAUUUGUAUAGAAGAUGCUGGCUUUUAUAAAAGGCUGUUUGAGCCUCAUUCUCGUGUGAUACUGGAUUGUUAUUGCUGGAAAGUAUAACAAUGCCAACAAAGAAACCAUGUCAAUUUUAAGAAUUAAGAACCUCAAACACAUGGCAAGGGUUCAGGGUUUGUGCCUGCUGCAGCGGUGAUUU